This is a messenger RNA of Mercenaria mercenaria, 2257 nucleotides long. RefSeq lists its product as uncharacterized. The coding region runs from base 225 to 1373 and encodes 382 amino acids. NCBI's taxonomy places the organism in Eukaryota, Metazoa, Mollusca, Bivalvia, Venerida, Veneridae. The transcript has 6 exons. The record is from RefSeq and is a predicted model, not a curated record.
UACCGUAACCUUUUAUUGGGGGAGUGACAGCUUUAAAAUAGUCCCAACGUAAGUGAAGCUUGUCGGGAGAUAUCAUUCACUUGUUUUGGAGGUUUGUCACUCGAUCUUAUUUCUACACACACUAAAUGUUAACAUGCUGUGCUGUAAUAUCGAUCCCAGCAAUUGAUUUUUGGAAAUUGACUUUCAUUUACAAUUAACGUUUAAUGUGAGAAUAUUUAUAUGAAAUGGGGGAUAAAACAGUACUAGAUAUGAUUUUUCUGUAUAUAUUUACCGAAAGAUAUUAUUUAGUUAGUGCCGACUUAGUUUAUGUAGCUUCAAGUGAGUGGGAGUAUGUUUGGAAGUACGUUAAACCAUUAAAACAAGAACUUUAUGUUGAUGACAGUAAAAUUACAAAAUUUCUCGAAGCUGCUGGAGAUUCGAUACAAUCCAAAAGUUGGUACUAUACAAAGCGACUGGGGAUAGAGGCAGAAUCGCAAUACAACAAACUGCGGAAACUGGUACCAGCAACUGUUAUAAAGCCCUUCUUGUUCAAGAACAAUCAAGAAAAAAAAGCAGACUCGAACAUUCCCAAGAUAAAUUUUCACCAGCCGCAGCAGAUAGGCGUGGUGUUGUUGGCGCAACAGGAACGCAAAGACGCUGGUCAAGACAAGCCAAAUGACGUCAGAGACAAAUCUAAACAUACUAGAACAUCAGCAGACAAUAUGUCUACCUAUACUGACCGUAGUACAUUAUUAAACGAUAAAGUAUCAACACUGCGUGAAUUUUGCAGUUCAAAAGAAAUUGUUGAGGAGUUAGCUAGUGUUUAUAAAACAGACUGGAGAGCUGCUUUUGAGCAUUGUCGUCUUGCUAACGAUAAAGGAGACACACUUCGUUUUCUGCGGGACAUUCUAAAAGUAUCAUAUGAAAGAGUAUGUAAGCCAAUCGCAGACUCACAACUGGUUCUUAUGCAACGAGAAGCUCUGAAGAUUGUAAGUGGAUCAAAUCAUGUGAAUUCUGAAUUUCCUGAUAAAAGAGUACUAGAAGAUUAUAGGAGACAGUAUGCCAGUCUCUCUCUGAAAUACUUAAAACAGAACUUUUUUGAAAAGCAUAUGAGAGUGCUGUUAAAAAAGCAUGACAUAAUUUAUAAGAAUUUGCCCGUCGACGAAGAAAAUGUUGACAUAUAUGCUGCUAAGUGCGUUGAGAUAUCUUGGUUCAUGUGUGUACAAGACCCACCAAUGGUUUUUCAAUUUGACAUCAGCAACGAAGAAGAGUUGAGAUACGUAUUCCGGCAAUUUCAAGAGCAUGGGCAUCAAUUUGACUACAUAGUUUGGCCCGCUGUUCGGCUUUUUGAAAAUGGCAAACUCUUGGAGAAAGGCUAUGCCAAAUUUCAUUAAAAAAGGAGUGUCUUGUGUAAGAACAGAAUGAAUGUAAACAUCUCAUGUGAACAGAUUAAGUGAUGAAAACCAGAUUGGUAAAUGUUUAUUCAUUGCUCAACCUUUGACCUCCGUGAAUAUCAUUUUCUGCUUUCCUUAUUUCGGCAAUAUGUAUUCCUUUUAGCACUUUCUUCACUUAUCGUGGGCGUUUCAGCUUUAAUGCAUUUCAAACAGACGCUCUGCAUUCAAACUGUUAUUCAAAACACGCAUACAAUUAUAUAUUACCCAUAAUGGGUUCUACUUAUUGUUAACUUGCACAUGUUUAAAAGUUAACAUUCACAUUUUGACAGAAAACUAAAACUGAGAGUUUGAAAAAUAAAAGAAACAACAUAAAAUGAAAACUGAAAGAACAGUGGCGCGUUUCCCUUAGACAUAGUUUCGAAAACUCGACAGUGAUGCUUCAUUCCCCGAGAUCCUCCUUUUGCACAGUAUGCUAAAACAUCGAUAGAAAAAGAAGAAGUAAAUGUUGACGUAUGCGCUUCUAACAUCGCGGAGGGAUAUUGAUUAAUGUAUGUACAAGAUCGACCAAUCGUUAUCAGUUCGACGUCAGCAACGAAGAAGAGUUGAAACACGUAUUCUGGCAAUUCAAGUGCUUGGACAUUAAUCUGACUACACAGUUUAGACCGCUGUCCGACACUUAUUCUUCUUUUCACGAGAUUUUCCUUUCUACAGUAUACUUAAAACAUCGAUAAGAAAAUAAAAAGUAAAUGUAAUAGAUUGGUUAGUAAGAAAAAGAACUAAAAUUAGUUGUCCUGAUUUAGGUAAUUUUGAAUGUAUGAAAAUAUUCUAAAAAUAUAUAGCCAGUGCUUUCAUUUGUUUUAGUCUAAAUAAAAUUGUGCAUUAUA